This is a messenger RNA of Coffea eugenioides, 1179 nucleotides long. RefSeq lists its product as uncharacterized. Lineage: Eukaryota; Viridiplantae; Streptophyta; Magnoliopsida; Gentianales; Rubiaceae. Gene Ontology annotation, molecular function: DNA helicase activity. Bases 1 to 1179 code for a protein of 392 amino acids. Gene Ontology annotation, biological process: telomere maintenance; DNA repair. The record is from RefSeq and is a predicted model, not a curated record. The transcript has a single exon.
AUGGAAGAAGCUGCUGCAUAUCAUAUGCCAUACAGGCUAAGGAGAUUAUUUGCAACUUUAUUGGUUUAUUUCCCACCGAUAAAUCCUCCAGCUUUAUGGAACAAAUUUGAACAGGCAAUGUCUGAAGACUACAAUAGGACAUCUACUUUACCUCCUGAACAGAUUCGACUUGAGGUACUACACCAAAUCAGCAACUUUUUGGAUUCAAUGGGAAAAGACAUAAACAGCUUUUCCUUAGUCUCUACAACAUUGAGAUUCCGAGAUAGAUACACAAAUACAAGAGACACCUUAAGUGAACUCAAUAUUCAGGUAUCGGAAGCAGAUUUAUUAGCCAUUGCACAGCUCAAUGCAGAACAAAAAACUGCUUUUCACCACAUAAUGGAUGCUAUCUUUGUCAAACAAAAGGGAUGCUUUUUUAUUGAUGGCCCUGGAGGCACAGGAAAAACAUUUCUAUACAAAGCUUUGCUAGCUGAAAUAAGAUCAAAGGGUUAUAUAGCUCUUGCAACUGCAUCAUGUGGAGUUGCAACAUCUAUUUUACCCGGAGGACGAACAGCUCACUCGUGCUUCAAAAUCCCUAUAGAUAUGAAUCCAGCUAACAUGUGUAAAGUUAGCAAACAAAGUGCUUCAGCAAAUUUAAUUCGUCAGGCAAAAUUAAUUCUUUGGGAUGAAGCACCAAUGACUCAUCGACAUGGAAUCGAAGGAGUUGAUAAACUUCUAAGAGAUCUCAUGGACUCCACAGAAUUAUUUGGAGGAAAAGUUAUUGUAUUCGGCGGCGAUUUCAGACAGGUCUUACCCGUAGUCACAAAAGGAAUCAUAACAGAUUUUAUUGAAGCAAGUAUCAUUAGUUCCUAUAUCUGGCCACAACUCACGAAGCUUCAUCUCAACCAAAAUAUGAGAGCUAUAGCUAAUCCACAGUUUACUGCUUAUCUCCUUCGAAUUGGAAAUGCAACGGAGCCACUGAUCGAUGAUACCAACAUUCGCGUCCCAGACCACCUUCUCAUACCCUAUACUAAUGAAGAUGAGUCCAUCAAUAUACUCAUAAAUUCUGUUUUUUCAGAUCUUACAGCUUUUACUGAUGAAAACUUUUCUUUGAUAAAUCGAGCAAUACUUACAACUAAAAAUGAAUUUGUUGAUGAACUAAAACAUCCUUAUACAGAACUUUCCUGGACAAGCACAUGA